This is a messenger RNA of Vollenhovia emeryi, 1285 nucleotides long. RefSeq names its product protein takeout-like. Bases 324 to 1076 code for a protein of 250 amino acids. The transcript has 4 exons. The record is from RefSeq and is a predicted model, not a curated record. Lineage: Eukaryota; Metazoa; Arthropoda; Insecta; Hymenoptera; Formicidae.
AAAUCAUCCGUCUACACCUGUUUAUUCUCCAAAUUAACAUGUGCACAUUUUUUUCUCGCGGAUACGCAAUAUAUUAUGUACUUAACAAUAAUGAUUUUCAUUUUGUUUGCGACGUGUCGCAUUUGGAGAGGGAGAAAUGGUCACUGUUAUAAGACGUUCGGAGUGCCAUCCGGAUCAUACACUUCCAGCCCGACCAUUCGCGGACCACCUGUCUCCGUGGGGUCCUCGGUCCAGCAACCCCGUCGUCGAAUCUCCCAGGCAUCCACAGCCGGAAAAUACUUUCGUUGAGCUUCUUGCUUGCUUAUUUUCCAUUUCUGUGAAAAAUGACGUCAGCGAAGGCGACAUUUGUUACGAUCCUGUUGGCUGUGACAAUGAACGACGUAAUAGCUGCCCGAGAAAUACCCGAGUUUUUGCAUAUUUGCCAGACACGCGAGCCACAUUACGAGACAUGCGUCAGCGAAAGCAUAGAAUAUUUGAAGCCAUAUCUUAAAACAGGCGUACCGGAGUACAAUAUUCCGUCGUUAGAACCUCUCAUACUACAAAAAUUAACGUUCACUCCGACAAGCAGCAUUCGAGUAGAUGCAUCCAAUAUUGAAGUGACUGGUGCCAGCAACUUUGAAAUUAAGAAAGUGAAACUCGACUUCAACUCCAUGGUCUUCCUGGUGGAUAUAGCAUUGCCAAAUAUUCAGGUUGAAGGGAAAUAUGAGAUCGACGGUAAGAUACUGUUACUUCCGAUUCGCGGAUCCGGUCCGAUGCACGGCAACUUCUCAAAUUGCAUAGGCGCAUGCAAAAUACGGGUUGCGAAAUACGUUGACGAGAACGGCGAAGAGAAGAUACGCAUCACGGACCUCAGAAUAAAAGUCACAGUAGGCAAGGGUACGAUGAAGCUAGAUAAUCUGUUUGGUGGCGAAAAAGCCCUCGGAGAUGUCAUCAAUUCAACCAUCAACAGUAAUUUCGAUCUCUUCGUGAAAGAGUUACUGCCACUCGUAGAAAAGGCAUUAUCCGACGCGUUUCAGAAUAUCGCUGGCAAUAUCGUUCAACAGUUCACAUUCGCCCAACUCUACCCCGGCGCUUAGAUCCAUAUUUGUGAUGCAGACGAUCGGGCAGGCUGGAAAAUUUAUAAAUUAUCAAUUUUUUAAUUUGAAAAUAUAUUGCAAAAUAAGGACAAUAGAACGAAUUACAGAAAUGCAUUGUUACUUCUCGCUACAUUGAGUGUUUUUUAAAGGUAUGCACUCAAUUAAGAUUCGCAUCGCCAGCUUGUUAUACAGGGUGUCAGAUUCGAUAU